GGACCCAGUGUUUUUGUUUUGGACACCGGCUUUCGGGCGUGCAGACCCUGCGUCUUGAGGACUCACCGUCGGGCCAGUGCAGACCAAGAUGUUCCUCAAGCCGUUCAAAGUUAAAUCCAACUCGGCGCUCAAGGGCUCGGACAGGUGUGUUGAAAGAGAGGUGAUCGGCUCUGGGGAGAACUCUGUCCUAUCUUCUUCGCGCUUAUCUGUCCGGACCGCGGUCCGGAGUUCAAUGACCCGCCUCACCGGCGGCUCCUGACGGCUGAUGCCGAACCUGAGGGCCACUCGGCCGCCGACCGCGGACCAGCGAGGUCGGCCAUUCGGGCGCGAGCUGAGGACGAGGAGGAAUGCGCUGGGUCGACUGAAACAACGAUGACUCCGGCCGAUUGACCGAUAUUGAUCGCGGGUACCCCUACCGCGACUCGUCCUCAGCUCGAGUCCCCGUGCGCGUGGCGGGUAGUCUAAUGUGCAGGCGAAUAUACAACCGAGGGAAAAAAUUAAAAGCUGAUGUCCUCAAGUGCUUUCCUCAGCUAACUGAAGAACACCUUCAGACCCUUUUGCCGAGCAAAGCGUCCGUCAGUGCAGUGAAAUUGCUGACACACAGCAGCACCUACGCCAAUGUCUUCUGCGUGCAAAACGAAUCCGACCCGGCCCCCGUGCCCCUCUUCUUCGAGGUGGAAAAAGCCCAUUAUCCGACUGUAUUUCUGCUUUGGAAGCACCCCAGCCUAUUGUAUCACUUCACGGUUUGGGACCCGGUCAUCGACUUUCUGCGAAAAGGAGCUGACCUCAUGUUGGCUGGUGUUGUUAAUCACAAAGAAAGCGACUUUGGCCAAAAUUUGCAAUUAGGCCAACCGGUGGCCGUCAACACCAACUCUAACAGGGCGGCCAUAGCUGUUGGAAAGGCGGCCAGAAGUAGUCAGGACAUGAGGCAAUUUCCCAGUCAAGGAAAGGGAGUUUUUAUUUUGCACGUCGAAGGAGACCACCUUUGGUUUGGGCCAGGAGCUCGACCGACUGCACCUUCCUUGGGGCCUCCGACUGAUGAAAAAGAGGGAGAAAAUGAUGAGAUUGAGGUUCCCGAUGAGAUUAAAGCAGAGGAAAAUGGUGCGGAAGUAAACAUUGAGGACCCUGUUGAAGAGACUGAAAAUCUCAAUGUUCUAGAGGAAAAAUUGGAAGAGACGAAAAUUUCAGAUGAGGACGCCCAAGCCGGGCCAGAGUUCAUGGAUGAGCUUCUUCGCUAUUGCUUCCUAAAAUCGUGGAAAAACUCUGCCAAAAAAACGCCCCUGCCUUUGCUCACAAGCAACUUUUUCCGAGUGCAUAUGAUUCCUGCGUGCCCUUCGAGGUACACUCUAGACGUAAAAAAGUCUUCUUACAAAAAACUGGGAGCUUUCCUCAAAGCCAUGACGCAAGAGGGUUUGGUCACGAUUAAGGAGCAAGUCAAAGGAGUUGAGUCAAUUGUUGAGGUAAAUUUGGAGCACGAAGCUUUGAAAAAAUUUCACCUGCGCGAAGAUGAUUUCGAAGAGCCCAAAGUGGAAGAGAAGAAGGAAAAGGAAUCUCCGCAUAUUCAGGAGCUCUACAAAAUCACAGCAAAUGUUGCUCCAAUCUUUAAAAACUGUAACUGCAAAAAAGGUGACAUGCUGACUGCCCAGACUGUUAGGAAUAAUGUUACGGAAUAUGUCAAACAAAAUAAUUUACAAAAUCCUGACAACCCUAGAUUUGUCACUUUGAAUGCAACGCUGCAUGACGCUUUGUUAGGAGCUGCAGGUGGAUCAGAUACUGUGAAUAUAACAUGGGAAGAAGUGAUGCAAAAGUGCCUUUCAAGGAUGACCCAGACUUAUCACCUAACAGCAACAGGGCCUCUUACGCAACCGAAACCAGUGAAACUCGAACCAAUUGACAUGCGGGUUAGCACAAGAUCAGGGAACAAAAAGGUCACCCUAAUCAACAACUUGGAGCUUUUUGGAAUUGAUAUUCAAGACUUUGCUAGGAAAUGCCAACAUGGAGUGGCAGCAAGCACAAGUAUUAGUGAAGUGCCUGGAAAGAAGAGCCGAGAAUUGCUUGUUCAAGGAAACCAAGUGGACUUUGUGGCAAAAUUACUGCAAGAGGAAUACAAGAUUCCUUUGCGCUACCUACGAGGACUGGAAGCCGCAGCUGCCAAGAAGAAGAAAAACAAAAAAUAAAUAAAACUUCUCUUUAUAAAAAAAGAA
This is a messenger RNA of Neocloeon triangulifer, 2204 nucleotides long. RefSeq names its product eukaryotic translation initiation factor 2D (gene eIF2D). Gene Ontology annotation, biological process: formation of translation preinitiation complex; translational initiation. NCBI's taxonomy places the organism in Eukaryota, Metazoa, Arthropoda, Insecta, Ephemeroptera, Baetidae. Bases 465 to 2177 code for a protein of 570 amino acids. The transcript has 9 exons. Gene Ontology annotation, molecular function: translation initiation factor activity; RNA binding. The record is from RefSeq and is a predicted model, not a curated record.